AUGUUUAGAAAAACAAAUGUGUUGCUCCAGAAGGUGGCUUUCAACAUCAAGCCGUACAAGAACAUGUUGAGAGACCCUUCGACGAAAUACGCCCAGUUCAAAGGUGUCCAGCUUCCUAACAGAACGUGGCCCAACAAAAGAAUCACAAAGGCUCCUCGGUGGCUCUCGACAGACUUGAGGGAUGGAAACCAGUCCUUGCCUGACCCCAUGUCGAUCGCAGAAAAGAAGGAGUACUUCCACAAAUUGAUCGAGAUUGGAUUCAAGGAAAUUGAGGUUUCUUUCCCCUCGGCCUCGCAAACAGACUUUGACUUUACGAGAUAUGCCGUGGAGAACGCUCCAGAUGACGUGGCUAUCCAGGUCUUGACACAGUCCAGAGAACACUUGGUCAGAAGAACCGUUGAGUCUGUCACAGGCGCCAAAAAGGCCAUCAUCCACAUCUACUUGGCAACAUCGGAUGUCUUCCGUGAUGUGGUGUUCAACAUGAGCCAAGAAGAGGCGGUGGCCAAAGCUAUUGAGACCACGAAGUUGGUGAGAUCCUUAACCAAAGACGACCCUGCGCAGCAGAAGACAGAGUGGACCCUUGAGUUCUCGCCUGAAUGUUUCAGUGACACCCCUACAGAAUUCGCUGUGCAGAUCUGUGAGGCAGUCAAGGCUGCGUGGGAACCUACCGUGGAAAACCCAAUCAUUUUCAACUUACCUGCUACUGUGGAAGUGGCGUCUCCUAACGUUUACGCUGACCAAAUUGAGUACUUCUGCAAUGAGAUUUCCGAGCGUGAGAAGGUUUGUGUUUCUGUUCACCCUCACAACGACAGAGGCUGUGGAGCCGCCGCUGCUGAAUUGGGCUUGCUUGCGGGCGCAGACAGAGUGGAAGGGUGUCUUUUCGGCAACGGAGAGAGAACAGGAAAUGUGGAUUUGGUCACGGUAGCUUUAAACAUGUACACCGACGGAAUUUCGCCUGAGUUGGACUUCUCGGAAAUGGAGGAGUUGAUUGAAAUAUCUGAACGUUGUAACAAGAUAUCCGUUCAUCCUAGAGCACCAUAUGGUGGCUCUCUUGUUGUGUGUGCCUUCUCCGGUUCUCACCAAGAUGCCAUUAAGAAGGGAUUCCAAAAGGCCGAGAAAAGAUAUGCUGCUGGUGACCACAUGUGGAAGAUCCCUUACUUGCCAUUGGAUCCAAAAGACAUUGGCAGAAACUACGAGGCGGUGAUUCGGGUGAACUCUCAGUCCGGAAAAGGUGGUGCAGCAUGGGUCAUUUUGCGUUCUUUGGGCUUGGACUUGCCCAGACCUUUGCAAGUGGAGUUUUCUUCCAUUGUGCAAAACGAGGCAGACAAGUUGGGCCGCGAGUUGAAAACGGAUGAGAUCAAUGCUCUUUUCCAGAAGCACUACAUGUACCUUGGAACAUCCACUUUUGUCCUUGGAGACUACACAACCACCAAGGCAAAGGGUGAGAAUGCUAACCGUGAGAUCACCGCAGACUUGCUUGUCAAUGGAGAAAAAAUCACGAUAUCUGGAAAGGGCAAUGGUCCUAUUUCUGCCUUUGUUGAUGCUAUUGCUUCAAAGUUUGGCACCAUGUUGCAAGUGGUGAAUUACAGCGAACACAGUUUGGGUUCUGGCACACAAGAUAAAGCCGCCACCUAUAUCGAGAUUUCCUACUUGGACUCCGAGGGCGUCAAGACCACAAGAUGGGGAUGUGGUGUCGAUUCCGAUGUGAGCGAAUCGUCGUUGAAGGCCAUUCUUGCUGUUCUCAACUAUAUGGUCAAGGCAGGCGAGCUUGUGGUGUAG
This is a messenger RNA of Clavispora lusitaniae ATCC 42720, 1779 nucleotides long. RefSeq names its product 2-isopropylmalate synthase (gene LEU4). Gene Ontology annotation, cellular component: mitochondrion. Gene Ontology annotation, biological process: L-leucine biosynthetic process. The record is from RefSeq and is a predicted model, not a curated record. NCBI's taxonomy places the organism in Eukaryota, Fungi, Ascomycota, Pichiomycetes, Serinales, Metschnikowiaceae. Gene Ontology annotation, molecular function: 2-isopropylmalate synthase activity.